Messenger RNA from Ostrea edulis (European flat oyster), 2225 nucleotides. RefSeq names its product transcription factor RFX4-like. The transcript has 14 exons. The coding region runs from base 471 to 2054 and encodes 527 amino acids. NCBI's taxonomy places the organism in Eukaryota, Metazoa, Mollusca, Bivalvia, Ostreida, Ostreidae. The record is from RefSeq and is a predicted model, not a curated record. Gene Ontology annotation, biological process: regulation of transcription by RNA polymerase II. Gene Ontology annotation, molecular function: RNA polymerase II cis-regulatory region sequence-specific DNA binding; DNA-binding transcription factor activity, RNA polymerase II-specific.
UGAAUUUGCACUAUAUCAGGGAGCAUUCAUGUAAAAUUGAACUUUUCUGGCCUUGUGGUUCUUUAGAGAGUUUCCCUAAUAACUCUGAUCCCCUAUCGUGGCCUCAUCUACGCCUGGAGGACAUGAUUUUAACAAACUUAAACCUGCAUUUCGUCAGAGAGUUGCCAUGUAUAUUUGAACUUCCCUGGUCAAGUGGUUUUUCUUCAUAAGAUGUUGGACACAAGAUCAUAUAGGAGUGAUCAUAGGAGUUCUUAAUUUACCCAAACCUUGCAAGAAGAUAAGCGUCCUAUUGAUGUAGAUUUGCACCGUCCAGAACGCCUCGGUCCUUUGCACAAGAAAAUAUAGAAAGGCUUGAGGCUUUUCGAAUUACUUGAUGUAUAACUCCAAAAUGCGGGAAACUGUGAACGAUACACAUUUUGAUAGACCCACUGAGACUAGCUACACAGUAGAUUCUUAGUUGUAAACAGAAUAUGAAAGACCUGGAAUAUCGAGUGCCCUCUCCUCACUAUCUUAGACUUUCUAUGGGAGACAGAACACUCUGUUUGAAGACCUAUAAUGACCCUAUUCUGACAUCCACCAGGCUCCAACCCAGUGAAUCUGAUGAAGCAAUUAAAACAGAACUUAAUGAGGCAAAAUCUGCAAUUGAAUGGCAAUCUAAGAGAACAUUAGGAAAGAAACUUAGCUCCGCCAUCCUGUCUGAUGAGGACACCAGUUCUUCUUCUUCUGAGGAGGAGGAGGGCAAGGAGGAGAAAGAUUUCCACACAGAAUCCCCCAAAAUGAGAGGGGUGCAUGGAGCUUUUGCCUCCAAAUGGCUUCACCACCAUUUUGUGGUCCAGCCUGAUAAUUCCUUCAGCCGGGGUGAAAUAUAUCGGGCUUACAUCAUUCACUGUGAGAAGAACAACAUCACCCACUGUAAUCCUGCAAUUUUUGGUAAAGUCCUACGCACUGUGUUUCCUGAUAUCAAAACAAAAAGGAUAGGGACAAGGGGAAAAUCCAGAUAUCACUAUUGUGGCAUUGGAAUCAAACCCAGAGCAGCAAAAAGACAGAGUGAGAGCCACAAUGACAGGAUCAAUGAAAUCCAUGAUGGAAUUACUUCAAUUUGUAAAGAAUCCAAUAUUUUACUUGAGCACUCACAAGAGUUGUUGCCCUUACUACAGAAUUUUCCUACCUGUCAGGAUCUUGGACUUCCAGAGUCUGAAAAUCAAGUGUUGGAGGAGUUUCUGAAUUUAACAUACAGAUGGCAUGCUGUGAGAGUGCUGGACUGUAUCCUCAGAGCUGAGUUCUACCAGGUGAAGGACAUUAUAGGAGAAUUCUGGGGGUCAGUGCCAGCCCCUACACUGAGUUUGUUGUCGGUGCCACUGGUAUUAGCCGCCAUAGAGAGAUGUGAUCAGAUAGUUUACAGAAUCAUCAGUGAUAUCCUCCUACCUCAUGUCCUCACUCCACUACCUACAGGUCUUAUGCUAACUCUGAAGAACUUUGUAAAGAAUCUCCUACAUUGGCACGAGGAUGGACUGACCUAUAUCCCCUCAGUCAUAAAGCAUGCCAAGGUCAAAGCUUGUCAUCAAUUCAAGACCAGUUUUACAAGACGGAUACAGAUUAAUCACAUGAGCGUCACUGCUUCUACAGUGAUUGACAGUGGAGACAUAGCUGGGAUGAUCCGGGGAGGCUGGCACCUGUUACAACAGUCCUUCAGGGACAAUCCUUCACUGUACCAUGUCUCCCAGGACUUGGCAAGCACAGAUCUGGUAUCUCAGUUUUUACAGGAGUAUGGUCAUCUUUGGGACACCUCUAGUUCCCUCCUUCAACACCUAUAUUGGGUGGAGGGUGUUGUGUUGAAGAGCAUGGAAAAGAUAACACGCCUCUCACAGAAGGAGUCCAGAGUGAGGCAGGAACUCAUCAGACAGUUUGUACUGGAGUGGACCUUCAUCUGCUCUCAGAUUCUGAAAGUACUGACUUUCAUAAGUCCUGCAGCAUUAGGACCUCUGCAGUUGCUAGACAUGCUGUAUAGAGAUUAUAUGCUUUUCCUGCUGGAGAGAUGGAAUAUCCAUUGUUGAAGUAAAUCUAUUUUUGUUGAUUCCUUAAUUUGUUAUUUUUUGUCCUGCAGUGAGAAAGGGAGUUCUAUGUAACUUCUGAACCUUGCACAUUCAAAUGUAAAAACAGACAACAGCUUUAAAGACAAUUGCACUCGGAUUCAUGUUUAUAAUAAAAUGUUUUCACAACACAAA